AUGAAUACAUUCAACAAGACCUUAGGUCGAGCUGUCGGCCCCAAGUUUUGUAUCAACCACCAAGUAUAUCCCUUCACAAACAAAUACGUCAUGAAAUUCAACCGCAAAGUCCAUCAAAGAGUGUACAAGAGAGUUUUAGGAGCUUUCAGGCUGCUGGAUCAGUGUGAAAUGUCUACCCAGUUCAAGGAGUUUGAAUUCGGCAUUCUCAAAGGAACCUAUAGUAUACCGUUUUCCUUUGGAUGUAAUCUGCCCACCAUUUAUAGUGUUGACUUCUGCCAGAGCUACGAAUUGGAGAUGGUGCUUGUGACUCCGAAACGAACCUUCACAGAACGACGGGAGGUGCUCAUUCACAAACAAGUGCCUUUUCAAAUAGUCUCUAUCAGAGAGACAGUCAACGAUCAAGUAUUUAACUUGACGACUCCAAAGCUGUUCUACAAAAACAAAACAAAUAUGGUCAAAUUCGAAGGAUCUGGAAACUUUUACAUGUGUAUUACUAUUGCCCAAUAUACUAAGGUGACUGUUAAAGAAGGUGAUAGUUUCACCGUUACCACCCGCCAAAGAGUAUAUCACGGAAACAAACAAGAAGUCAAAAUUCCCGGAAAAGCUCUACGGCAGUUGAGCACUGGAUAUAGCACUUGUGAGAAGUUAAAAUAA
Yamadazyma tenuis ATCC 10573 is the source of this 654-nucleotide messenger RNA. Lineage: Eukaryota; Fungi; Ascomycota; Pichiomycetes; Serinales; Debaryomycetaceae. The record is from RefSeq and is a predicted model, not a curated record.